AAUAAGUGUCUCAACUUUAUAGUAACUUUAGUACAAAGUUGUAUUAAGCUUGAGACACUUAUUUUGAGACGGAGGGAGUAUGUUCAAUAUAGUGAAAAGAACAACAAAAAGGGUCAUCUUUUAAGACUCGGUACUCGAACAGUUUGCAUUGUUAUUUUAAGGUUAACAAUAUGAUGAUAUCCCACGAUUUUUUAUGUUAGGCAGUACGGUCACCUGCAACACCACAUGAUCAGGUGUAAGUGGAAAAUUCUUAAUUAAUCUAAGUACAGUUAUUUUUGGAUGAAAAUAAUUUACCAUGUGUUAAAAUUAGUUGUUGUUUUUUGCGGGAAGAAAUUAGUUGUUUUUAGCAGAGUAUGUUUUAAAUUGGUUUUCUUUGAGCGAAAUACGUUUAAAUUAGUAACACGGGUUGUGUGCAAAUUGAAAAAAAAAACAGAUGGGCCAAGGCGGUGAGGCGCAUGUACCACCCGGCGGCCGUGCAACAAUUCAUCAUCGACCAAGCCACCAUGCGCUCUGUUCCCGGCGACGCGAGUUGGAGUUGGACGGGUAGACGAUGUCCGCGCCGGCGAGGGGACGAAUGGAGGGCAAGGACGAAGACGCAUGCGUCGUCUUCCAGGCCGGCCGGCCUCUCGUCAGCCGCACUGGAACUGGAACUGGAAGCAAGCCGCCGGGUCUCUUCAGGUCAGCUCAGCUCUCAUCCAGCUGCGCAUCAUGUGCUUGUGCUUGUGCUUAUGCCACUGCGACCGAGUAGGAGUAGCUGUCACGCACGAGCUUGCUUCAGUUCAUUCAUUGAAAUGAUCCACCAAUUGAAAUGAUCGCCGCGCUGGUUUGGAGUACGUACCUCAGUUCAUUCAUUGCUCACCAAUAAACGCACAAGAGUGCGCAGUCAGUCAUAAAAAUUGCUGGGCGAGAGAGAGUGUAGAAAUUAUCACGCCCAACUACUCGAGGGCAGAGCAGGCAUCCAAUGCGUUUCUUCCCUCCAUCCCCAUCCCUGGUUCAUGCAUCUUUCAUCCAACCUACUCCUACAAUUCAAUUGUACUGUACGUCAGUAUCCGGCAAUAACUUGUUUGCUUGCUUGCCUCUCACAAAGUCUCUAUUUUUUUCGAUUUUACUGUUCAUACAGGUGCAUUUGAGCUCGGGAGCAGAAUAGUACUUUCGCUCACAAAGUCUCUAUUGUGUUCUGCCCAAGCUUUCCAAACCCCCUUCUCCAACAUCAACAUAGCUACACAAAUUCAAAUUUCAAAACAGACAGCCACACCACAAUAUUUUGGCCACGUCCAAUUCAAACCAAACCUAAUAGUCGCCGGGGGGUUGUGGACUCAUCCAUGCUAAUCACAAAACAGUAUUAUUUGAAAUGAGGUUGCUUUAUGUUGUUAUUGUCAAGAAAAGAAAUUAAAACAAAAUAUGUCUUCGUCCAAUGGGUAUAUUCUUACACAAAUCCUUCAAUAUUUUUGUGUCAUUUAAAAAAAUCCAUACUGUUUAUAUUAUUCAAAUUUCAAUUGUUUUCUUGCCAAUUACAUUAUUUUCCCCAAAAUAUAAAAUCAUAGUUAUAAAUAUUUAAAAAUUUAAUUAUUCAAGUGACAUUUCAAUCGAUUUCAGAAAUAUUCAUGGACAUUUCUAACAAACUUCAAUUGUUUUUUAAUCAAUCGGUUUCAGAAGCAUUUCAUACAACCAUCAAAUUUUUAUUCGUUCAAAACAAUGUACAAAUAUAAUUCGUAUAUUCCACACAUUUCUAUUGUUUUUAUAUUUAGUCAGUUCUAGAAACAUUUCACACAAAUUUCUUUUUAUUCAAGACACAUGUCAAUCUGAUAACUGAAGUUAUAUUUUUAUGAAAAAAUGUGAAGUUUUUUUUUCAAAAUUUGAAACUAUCUUAAAUUUUGUAUAUUAUGAGAAAUAAACAUAUUUGAAACUAUUGUGAGUCACCGUGUUUAAUUAAGAGGUUGCCUGGUAGGCUAGUCGCACAGGUGCGCGACGGCCAUGUUAACCUUGGUGGGUAAUGCAAGGCACACCAUCUUGCGGGGCUGCAUUCACUCUUGACCCACGGCAAAAUUCCCCCUCUCCUUCUCAUCUUUUGAUGAAAUGGGACCAAGACAAAUAUUACCAUAGGGCUGCCUUAGUUUUUUCUGUUUCCGUUGAUUUGUCAAUUCAACAACUAAGGCUUCAUCUUUCUCCUCCUUCAUUUUCUUCUUCCUCCUUGAACCGGCUUGCCCAACGCGCCCGAACCGCCCGCUACCACAAGGCUAGUCACUUGCUCCAUGCCGCCGCUGCUCCCAACCAUCUUCAUAUCCAUCGAUACAAUCUCCCCGCAUCCCUCCUCUGUUAUGAACCUGUCAAUCUCCAACUGAUCUCCAUCGGCUCCAUGCCGUUGCCCCGUCGUCCCUGGCUCCAUGUCGUGCCUGGUUCGACCUCGCCAGCCGCCCCACGCCUCGUUUGUCGCUCAUCGCAACACUCCGUCUCGGCCUCAUGGCUUCACACAAAAUCGACCGACACAAAUGCAAUAUAAAUUACUGCCAUGCCAGGAGUAGUAUAUGGUAAGGAUGAAAAAGAAAACAUUAAGCAAAGACUUUGGCUGGUCAAGUCAAGCAAAAUAUUGAUACUCCUACUACUACUAGUAGUACUAGACAACAGUGUGCCUCCAGAGCCAUUCGAGCAUCCACUUAUUACACCAACAACUCACUCUCACUCCACUGCUCCCCGGGCGGCGCUCCCUUGCUCUGCUCUGCUCUCCACUCCCCGGCAACUGCAAGCCCUGUUGCUCCUCAUCUCCGCCUCGCCGGCCGGCAGCGCAGCGCAGCCCCCGCCGCCUCCCCCCACUCUCCCGUCAGCACGAUCCACGGCUCCCGGAUCUGAAGCAGCCGCACCGUGCUGCCGCCGCCCACAGCAACAGGUGGCAGCUAGCUAGGCGUCAGCGGCACCGGUCACCGGCGGCAAAGUCAGGCAGCGUACAUCACCGGCGAGAUUCAACCCAAGACAAUCCACAAGGGAAAGCUUUUGCAGCUACAGCAACCAAGAUUUAUCUACAAUCACAUUUGAUUGGUUCCUUCCUGGAUAUGUAAGCUUUUCCAUUUGAAGCUAACCUAUACAAGCACUUCUAUCCUCAAGGAUUUAGUAUUUACUGAGUCCUGCGCUGCCGUUCGAAGCAACCAGCAGCUGCAUCGAGAGGUUGAGAGAUGAGGGGGCUGAGUAGGAGGGACAGAGAAGAGCCUAUUAACGGAGAGCGGAUUUUCAGCGGACGAGCACCUUGGGAGUCCAAACAGUGUGAGCAAUUACUGAUAGGAUGCCGUCCACUCGUCCCACAUCCUUUCUCUUUCAUACUACUUCGUUCAAAUCUUCCUGAUGUUUCUCAGUAAGUACUUCGUUCAAAGCUUAAAAUGGAGUUAAGUUAGUGGAUUUUGUUCACCCGCAAAAAAAAAAGUGUGCGGAUUUUGUUGUUGUGGCAAUGAUGCUAAUCUCAGUACUACAUAUUGGUUAAUGAACAUAUUUAAAUGUGGAGAGAGAGAGAGAGAGCAUAACUAUGAAAAUAUUUGUGGGCAAUGGAGGUAUAUUUUCCUAAACAUAAAAUAUUUGUGUUUCUAGAGUAAUUACAAUCUUAACAAACUAUACUUAAUUGAGUAUCUGAUGUACCAAAACCUGUGUUGGUACUCCGGCGGAAAUGCAUAGCCCACACGAGACAUGAGUCAAGCAGCGAAAACGCAUCGUGUGCAUUAACUACGGUGGCCCAGAUGUCGCUUUCCGUGGAUGAAAUACAUCAUAAAUACAACAAACUCACCUACGUGUACCCUGCACUAAUACAUCGAUAUAGGCCAUCCCAAAGCAUCUUCUGCGGACGCGAUACCGAGCUAUUAGGUGCUCGUCCACCAAAACGACUAUUUGUUAUUAACGGGACAAUGAGUCCUAGGAAAACAAGGGGGAUGGCCACUUCGUCGAUGCUCUUCCUGUCGUUCUGGGUUUUGGGCGUCGGCAUCGCCGUGGCCGUGAGGGGCAACUCCACGGUUUGCAUAGCCGCCCUUCGCUGGCCCACAUUCUACGUCGGCAUCGCCUUCGUGGUCGUCUCUCUCUUCGGUUGCUUCUGCUGCUGCGCCGCCACGCGUAUCGGUUGCUGCCCCAAGAACUUCUUCCUCGUCGGCCUCUUCUUCGUCCUCAGCGUCGUGGUCGUCUUCAGCCACGUCGCCGUUAGUAGCAAGUACUGGGGCACAAUCAGCGUGUGCCUCGGCCACAGGAACACCUGCGAUGGCAUGAGCCUCCUCACAAACUCUCCAGUCCAGUCUGGAUGCUGCAAGCCACCAUCAUCGUGUGCAUUCACAUACGUGAAUGGCACGACGUGGUCACCACCAACAGCUGCCGUGGACCAAGACUGCAGCAGGUGGAGCAACGAUCAGCGAACGCUUUGCUUCCAGUGUGACUCGUGCAAGGCAAGCGUCGUGGGCCGAGUAAAUUGCACAGAAGUACCACAAUUGGAGCAUUGGAAGCAGAUUGGUACCAAGAUUGGUAAUUUUUACGUGUCAGUACGAAGAUUGGGGCUAGCCGUUGCAAAAAAGAUUAAAAGCUCGUUUUGUACGUAUUGACACUUAAGCUGACCGAUUGGGCCCGCCCGUCAGGCGCCACGCUGGCCAGUGCGCGCGUCGCCUGCGCUGGCUGCGCGCUGACUCGGACGAGGCCGGCCCGUUGGUGCGACCGAGCCAGACCCCGACCCCGCUCUGCCCUGUUCCUUUUCCUCGCACCCUCGCCGGCGGCUGCCUCCCCGCCCGCCCCGCCGCCGCCGCACCACGCCGCCGUAGCCAUGGAUCGAACUGCUUAGGCGCUGUCACCUCCCUCCUCUCCCCCGCGGCUGCUGUGCCCUCCUCUCCCCCGCGGCCGUUGUGCCCUCCUCUCCCCCGCGGCUGCUGUGCCCUAGGCGACGAUGGCCUCGGCGACUCCGGCAGGCGGCGAUGGCCUGGGCGAUGCGAGCGGCGGCGACCUCCCCCGCUUCGAUGGCAGUGGCGGGUACUCCAGCUCGGAGUACAGUAGCGCGGAGGAAGAUUUUGCAGAGCCGGCGUUGUCGAUGGAGCAGAGGCUGCGGAUGGCGCGAAUUUGGGUGGACAACCCUAGCACUGCCCAUCACUGGACUCAUGGCUUCGGUGGUGUUCUUUUGUAUGAUGACAUUUUGGAUGUUAGGUUCUUUUUUGAUGCUUCAGAAAUGUUAGAGCUGAAGCUCUGCAGUUCAGAUGUAACAUACCUGAAUAUGAUUGCAGUGAUGGAAACCCAAGGAUUUAGUGAAUAUGAUCUGCUGUUUCACAUUGAGAAUCCAGAUUUAGGGGAGAAAGGAUUGGAGAUGGUAGAGAGUAAUGCUGAGUUGCAACUAGUAAAGAGGCAGGUUGAGGAGUGUAAGGUUUUAAAUUUGCUAGUGAGGGCAUGUCCACCUCCUUGCAGCAAGUUUGAGAGGCAAGAAUUAUCCACUGUUGUGUAUGAAGAGCCUGUGUUAUAUGAUCUCAGUGAGCCACCCAUCUAUGCUGUUGAUGAAGAAGGAGUUGCCUUUGAAAGUCAGAGUAGCAGCUGCAGUUUAGUAGCUCAUGGUACUGGUGUUUGCACACAAGAGAGCAAGAAUGUAAAAGGAAAACUGAAAGCUGUUUUGGAAAUAGAAGAAGAAGAGGGAUAUGAUGGCAGUGGUGGUUCUGAUUGUGAAGGUGAAGAUGACAGUGAUGUAAACCCUUUUUAUAUGGGUGAUGCUGAUGACAUAGAGAUGGAUGAGGGAAAGAAACAGAGAGAGUAUGAUGAAGUAGAAGAGGAAGAAACAGAUGAUGAAGAAUCUGAGGAGGAAGAAAUGGUGCAUUACUCUGGUGACACAGAGGUUGAGGAACCUUUUGAAAUGGAUGAAGAUGACAAGGUUGUUUCACAGGAUGAAGAAACUGUAAUUGUACAUGAAGAGAAGAAGAAGAAGAAACAGAAGCUUCCAGUUAGGAAAGGGCCUACAACAAGGACACAUUCAAGUGUAGUUCAAGAGGAGGAACCUGAUUUCCAACCUUCAUCUGAUGAAGAAGAGAAAGGAUUGUUGAAGGAGGCUGAUGAUGAUGGUUAUGAGCCAUUGUCAUUUGUGCUGCCAAAGAAAAGGAAGAGCAGGGCAAAGCAGAGGCCUCCUAGAAAAUGGUACAAUGAGAAAAUGGAGGCACCACAUGAGCAAUUAUGUCUACAGAUGUGUUUCAAGGAUCAACAUCAAUUCAGAGAGGCUUUGUUGAACUUACACAUCACUCAAGGCAGAAACUUCAAAUAUCAUAGGAACUCAGAUCAAAGAAUAAUUGUAGAAUGCAACCAAAAACAUUGCAACUUCUUUAUGGUGGCAGCAGUUAUAAAAGGUGAAACUACUUUUGUAAUUAAGAAGAUGAGAAUUAAGCACACUUGCCCUAUUAGUACAGAGACAACAAGGGUAAGUGCCAAGUGGCUUGCACAGAAGUAUGAGUCACUGUUCAGAUCUGAUCUAACAACUGGCAUUCAGACUUUGAUUGAUGCCUGCAUGGAGAAGUAUGGUGUGGAUGUGCCCAAGUCAAUGGCAUAUAGGGCAAAGAACCUAGCUAUUGAUGAUGUGCUAGGAGACCACAAGAAGCAAUACCCUAGGUUGAAAGACUAUGCUCAGACAGUGAUGGAUACAAACCCUGGGCGUAGAGUAGUAGUCACUACUGUAACUCCAACACCCACUGAAAAAAUCCCCCAUCCAGGUCCAAGAUUCCAUGCUAUGUUCUAUUGCAUCAAUGGAGCAAGGGAGGGGUUUCUCAAGGGGUGCAGACCAUUCAUUGGUGUUGAUGGGUGCUUCAUUAAGUUAACUACUGGUGCUCAACUACUUGAUGCCACUGGUAGAGAUGGCAACAACAAUAUAUACCCACUAGCAUUUGGUAUUGUUGGGCAAGAGGACACACCUAACUGGUGUUGGUUUCUACACCAACUUAAAAUCUGCCUAGGAGGAGAAGUGGGAAGGUUUGGUCCAUAUACAAUAAUGUCAGAUAGACAAAAGGGCCUACUAAAUGCAGUGAAUGAUGUCUUUCCUAAGUGCAACCAAAGGUUCUGCCUUAGGCAUAUCUAUGCAAACUUCCAAAAUGCUGGGUUUAGGGGGGAAGAUCUGAAAAAGUGUAUGGAUAAUGCUGCCUAUGCAUAUAGUGAACACAAAUUUAACAUUGCAAUGAAUGACCUUAGAGAUGAGUGUGAGCAAGCUUGGGAGUGGCUUUGUCAAAUACCCAAGAAAACAUGGGCAAGGCAUGCAUUUGACACAAACUGCAAGACUGACCUUGUAGUUAACAAUUUAUCUGAGGUGUUCAACAAGUAUGUCCUAGAUGUUAGGAAGAAACCAAUUAGGACAAUGUGUGAUGGAAUAAAGGAUAAGCAGAUGGUGAGGUGGCAUAGGAAUAGGGAGAGUGGAAAGAAAGCUAGAUGGGACAUAACACCCCAUUAUAGUGAGAAGCUAGAGGUUGAGAAGGAGAGGGCCAAAUAUUGCAAACCAAUUCAUGCUGGUGUGGACUUGUGGCAAGUUACAAGUGGGCAGCAAACCCAUGCUGUUAACUUGCAAAUGCACACAUGUGGGUGCAGAAAAUGGGACCUAAGUGGCAUCCCAUGUAACCAUGCCAUCUCAGCAAUAAACAAGGCCAAAAGAAAACCAGAGGAUUAUGUCAGCAAGUUCUUCAAGAAAGAAAUUUAUCUGGCAGCUUAUGAACCAAUGAUCUAUCCAGUUCCUGGUGAGCAUGACUGGACAAGGACCCCUGGUCCAGACAUUGACCCACCUGCAUUUAAAGUGAAGAGAGGAAGAAAGAAAGAGAAGAGGAUCAAGGGGAAAUUUGAAGUUCCAAAGCCUAAGGAGACAUCAAGAAUGGGGACUAUAACAUGUGGCAAUUGUGGACUGCAAGGACAUAGGUACACAAGCUGCAACAAGCAGUUGAAGCCUGAGCUGGCUUUGAGGAAGAACAAACAUGUGCCUCUUGCAUGGAAUUCCAAUGCUGGUGCUGCUGCUACUACACAAGCAUCAAGAACUUCUCAUCCAACUCCUACAACAACACCAACAGCUGGAACAGGAGCUGGGAGAGGAGCUGGGAGAGGGGCUGCAGCUGCAGCUGCUGGGAGUGGUGCUGCUAGAGGUGCUGGUAGAGGUGCUGGUAGAGGUGCUGCACCAGGUGCUGGGAGAGGUGCUGGGAGAGGGAGAGGUACAUUCUCUGCCCCAAGGCAAUCUGGUCCCUCCACAUCUACUGCUCCCUCUACAUCUACUGCUACUCCACCUUCUGGUGGUAGAAACAGAGGAUGGAGAGCCUACUUCUAUGCAAGUGGUAACCACUAAAUGGCACAUGUGCCAUGUAAUGUUCAAAACUAG
Triticum aestivum (bread wheat) is the source of this 8320-nucleotide messenger RNA. RefSeq lists its product as uncharacterized. Gene Ontology annotation, molecular function: zinc ion binding. Bases 4898 to 8287 code for a protein of 1129 amino acids. The record is from RefSeq and is a predicted model, not a curated record. The transcript is spliced from 8 exons. Lineage: Eukaryota; Viridiplantae; Streptophyta; Magnoliopsida; Poales; Poaceae.